Molecule: messenger RNA, 684 nt
Organism: Acaulospora colombiana
Lineage: Eukaryota; Fungi; Glomeromycota; Glomeromycetes; Diversisporales; Acaulosporaceae
Source: the annotation of a GenBank genome assembly
AUGACAUAUGGUACUAUAAACGAGUCACUGUCCAAACCAGAGGUUCUGAAGCCCGAUAUCGCUGCGACAACCUCCAACUCAGCAUUAUCAAUACCAGACUCCAUCGUACAGGAACCCUCCAAGUCAGCUCAAAUACGUCAGAAAUCUCCAUCAGAACAAGAUAAGACAAUACGAAAUCGAGAACGUGGCAGGGACAUGCGUUACAAACGACCCAGCGAACUGCGUUCACGUGGAACCACGCCUCGGGGAAAAACCAUCAAGUUUUGUGAAAUAGACGAGCAAGAUACGGAAGAUAUGUCGUCCGAUGGGACUUCGGUCUCAGAUGAUGGCCCCAUUCUCGGACUUAAUGAAGAAACCGGGAGUGGGUCCACCGUCAUCGCCAGUGGUUCUAGUUCGGCGUCGUUAGAAUCAAUAAACGAAAAGGAAAAUCCAAAAGUAAGACCAGUUUAUCGACCCGUGUUUACAAAAUCUCAUGUUAUUCUAGCGAUAGUGGAUGAAUACGAUCUUAUUCCGAAAUCUGGUUCACGACCAGUCAUCGUUCUUGACGAUGAAGAUCAAGAGUUCAUAGACGCCUGGAUCCCUGAAUUCUAUGUGGAACCGGAACAGCAUAUCCAAUACCCGCUCUAUUCUGACGUCCUCCGCGGAGGACCCCCGCCAUUGAAAGAAGCGGCCAAAUCUCUUUGA